GAUGCACCCGCUGCACAUCGACGCUGUCACCUGCGCUUAACUCGACGUCGCCAGGGAAUAGCGAAGCUACGGAUCAUGUGUCAGCCCAUAAACAUUCCUUGAGAACAAUCUUCUGCAUCUGACCAUUCCGUCUAGGCAGCUGGCAACGAGAUCACCGUAAUAUUUGGUUUUGCGGGGGAUACUGGCUGCUGUGGAACCCGCUCAUUCAGUAGGAGCGACCGAUAGUUGGCGAUGGAACGCGCACCAGCAGCAUAGGCACAGUAAUCGAAUCAACUGCCAAAAUUACGGCCGGAAUCAAAUACAACUCUCUUUCUCCCUCUCAAAGGAGAGACAGGAGACUUAUCAUGUCGGCGAAGGAGAGGUUGAAAGGAAAGCUGACCAAAGACAGCGUCACAUUGCUACCUUGCUUCUAUUUCGUAGAGGUAGCUGCCUAUCCUGGCCUCCUCCGUGGUCAGUCUCUACUUCUUGGAGUGGACCGACGUGUUCCGGCCCGUCACCGCGGGUUACAGCUGCAAUGACCGCAGUCUGAGCAUGCCCUAUGUGGACCCCGCCCAGGAAGUCAUACCGUUCCUCAUGCUCUUCAGCCUGGCCUUCGCGGGACCUGCAGCCACGAUCAUGAUAGGAGAGGGGAUCUUGUAUGGCUGUCUGUCCAGGAGGAGCUCUGGGAUGAAGACAGAGGCCAGCAUCAACGCUGCCGGCUGCAACUUCAACUCAUACAUACGCAGGGCAGUUCGCUUCGUAGGAGUGCAUGUGUUUGGGCUGUGCGUGACGGCGCUGAUCACAGACGUGCUGCAGCUGUCCACAGGGUACCACGCCCCUUACUUCCUGACCGUGUGCAAGCCCAACCUGACCGCUCUCAACCUCACCUGCGACGACCACACCGCCUUCAUCAUGGACGAUGUCUGCUCAGGCCCCGACGCCGCCAUCAUCAACGCUGGCAGGAAGUCCUUUCCUUCUCAGCAUGCUACUCUGGCAUCAUUUGCAGCUGUCUACAUCUCAAUGUACUUCAACGCCACGCUGACGGACUCCUCCAAGCUGCUGAAGCCCCUGCUGGUGUUCAGCUUCAUCAUGGUGGCCAUCAUGGCCGGCCUCACCAGGAUCAUCCAGUUCAGGAACCACGCCGUCGAUGUUUACUGCGGCUUCCUGCUCGGUGGCGGCAUCGCCCUCUACCUGGGUCUGUAUGCGGUGGGUAACUUCCAGGCCAGUGAGGAUCUCUCCAGACAGCAGGCAGCUCCCCCCCUGCAGGAGCCCCCCAUCUCCUCCCUCCCCAACCUGAGCCAGACCGCCGGCCGCCGCCUGGGCCCCAGCACCCUCAGCGACGGCCUCUCCCCCAGCCAAUCAGAGGGCCUGCUCACGCGAGUGCCCUCCCACCGCGAGGCCUCAUUGGCUGGCCUGAAGAGGCAGAGUGCGGAGGUGGAGGUCAUCACGCCGCCCAGCCCGCUGGUCAACCAGGACAGUCUGGUCACCUUCAGCAACACCCUGCCCAGGUCUCACGGAGGCUCCGCUCCCGAGGAGAAUCACCGCCUGCCUCGUCGCCACGCCUCCAUCCACGCCUCCAUGGACUCCCAGCGCUCCAAGCAGCUGCUCUCGCAGUGGAAGACCAAGAACGAGAACAGGAAGCUGUCACUACAGGUGAUGGACAGUGGUGUUGUGCUGGGCCGAUCUUCCUCCUCCUCCUCUUCCUCUCCUCAGAGGAACAUGGAGCUCCGCUGCAGCUCUGAGCCCUCCGCCAUGGGCCUGGAGGCGGAGCUCCGCGCUGGGGCCCACGUCCCUGCCCAGUACCGCCAGCUGGCGGCCAGCGCCGUCCCCCUGACCAAUCACAACCACCUCCCACACAACGGCAGCAGCGGAUUGGCCGGAGGCGCGCGGGUCUCCAUCCAAUCGCGGCCCGGCUCCUCCCAGCUGGUGCACAUCCCGGAGGAGAUGCCGGAUCACAUGACCCACAACCCCGCCCCUUACCAGGACGAAGACGAAUCGGAGGACAGCAACAUGGGUGGAGGCUUAGGCGGCGGCGGAGGCUCGGUGCGGGCCAAGUGGCUGAAGGUGGCGGAGAAGGGAGGCGCCCCCUGCAGGCAGGGAGGCCAGCCCAGGAUCAUGGCGGUGAUGGCGCUGUCCAAACAACAAGGCAUGCUGGCCAACCGGGACCGGGACCGGGAAGGCUCCGAGGACGGGAGCACCGUCAGCUGUACCGGCUCCAUCCGGUACCGGGCGCUCAACGAGCAGGAGCCCAGCCCCCCGGGGCCCCCGGGGCACCCGGGCGGGGGCAUCGUCCGGGUGGAGGCUCACCCUGAGUGCAAGCCGGUGGUGCGGCCCCCCAGCACGGACGGAAGCGGCUCGUGGCGUUGGAAGCCUCCGGAACAACGCGGCAGCCUGCGGCAGUCCACCUUCGAGCUCAACGACCUGAACCGCGACUCAGAGAGCUGCGACUCGCUGAGGGACGGGUACCCGGGCUCGGUGGACGGCAGGCGCAGCGUGGCGGGGAUGGACAUGGGCAGCGAGCAUGGGGGAGGAGGGGGGCAGCAGUACCAGCCGUACCCCCCCUCACACCCUCACGUGGUCCACCCUCUGCACCCGCACCACCCACACCACCAGCAGAGCAUCACCACCAUCCGGGUGACGCCGGUGGAGGGGCUGGGCAGCGAGACGGGCUCCGACACGCACUCCGUGGCCUCCAGCCGAGACUCCACCCUGCGGAGGAAGGGCACCAUCAUCCUGCUGCCGGAGAGAGGCCCCAGCCCCGACAACACCAACCGCCUCUACUACCCCCGCGCCUCGCCCUCGCCCUCGCCGUCCCCCACCCUGGGGAUGUACAAGGAGACGCUGGGCCUGGCCUAUAAGGAGUGACCAACCAGCCCUGACCCUGCCAACUUUACUUCUGUACUGUCCAAUUAGAAGAGGGCAGGCAGCUUUCACCCCACCCCAUAACUUUUCCGCUGGCCAAUAAGGUGUGAGGUGACAGCCAUCACUCCUGGUUGGUUUACAGAAAACAGUCAGCCUCUCCGAUUGGUUUGUGGCCUUCAUGAGCCAAUGGACAAAAGGCUGGUUAAACCACAGGAUCUACCAAUAGGACUGCUGCAGUACUAGAGAACACCAAUGUGCUGGGCAGUCCAGUUAGUCCUUCUGUGUGACAAACUCUGAAACACACCUGCCUGCAUUUGGCACAUCCUGACCAACAGGUCAUUUUCUGUACAAGAUGAGUUGUCAUUGGUCUAGAUGCCAGUGUGUUUAUUUGUCAUUCGAUCGAACUCCUGUCUGUGCAUUUGUGAUUGAAGGACAGUAACUUAAAUGCGCACACACACACGCGCACACAUGCACACACACAUGCUGUGGUCCUUAAUGGUCAGGAUGCACCAGUAUAGGGUCUGUUCUGGUGUUAACUGGAUACUGUACAGUCACUCUCUGAUACAGAAACAUACUACAUCUCUUUGCUAAAAGCACAAAUAUUCUCAUUUUGUUAUCAAAUAGAAUAUUAUCAGUAACAUUCGCUGUCCGCUUGCCAUGCUCUAAACAUGUUCUACAGUGUUGCAUUUUAACCAACAUUUUUCAAGACAAUGGAAGCAUAUAUUCUCUAUAUAGUAACUAUUUUGAUCUGUCAUAUUGAUAUCAAAUUUAUUUUUAAAAGACAGACUUAUAGCAAAUCUGACAACUCUACCCUAUCAGCUGGACAAAUGUAUCUUCUAGUUACAACAAAUAUGAAUGCAAUUUAACCAUUUACAAAAAAAUUCCAUGCAACUGACUCAAUUCCAAUUCAGGCUGUAAAUCAAAUGGUUACCAUUGUAAGAAACGACAUUUGUAACGUAACCAAAGUGACUUAGAUUGCUUAUUUUUGUCAUGACAUUAACUCAUACAUACAUAUAAUGUGAAGAGAAAUGUUUAUAUAUAUAUUUUGUUUUGUACAUAUUUAUAUGACUAAUAACUGAGGUGCCAAUCCAGUGUUGUACUCAUGGGCUCUAGCUGCAUACCGAUGCUAUAUUUACAUAUGUAGGUUUCAGGUUUCUUAACGGGUGAUGAACAGCGCAACUGAACCAAUCAUCAUUUGUACGUGCCGUUUGUAUCGACCAAUCAACAAAUGGUCUAUCUGUCACAGUCAUACAAAUGUAACUUUAUUAACAACUCCAAUACAACUUGUUAGAUGCACUAUUUCUACAUGUGCCAUAAACUAUCAUAUUACUAUACUGCUAGUCCUAACCUAAUAACUAGUGUCCUAGUUUUACUAUUCACAUUUUCUUAACCCGUUAACAAAUCGAAUUCUUAUCUGUAUGCAAGUAGACUGGGAGUAUUAAUUAACCUUGAAUGUUUUACAGACAUGUGAACUAGGAUCUUUGAAGCAGAUUCCUUUCAUAACUGUGCCAAUAGCUUGUGGUUUCCUGUAACUCUGAGGAUAUUUAUGUACUGAACAGAAUACUACCUAUUAUGACGGUCCUGCUGGAAGAGACCACUGCAG
Messenger RNA from Osmerus eperlanus (European smelt), 4444 nucleotides. RefSeq names its product phospholipid phosphatase related 4a (gene plppr4a). Bases 532 to 2844 code for a protein of 770 amino acids. The transcript has 9 exons. The record is from RefSeq and is a predicted model, not a curated record. Gene Ontology annotation, biological process: signal transduction; phospholipid dephosphorylation; axonogenesis. Lineage: Eukaryota; Metazoa; Chordata; Actinopteri; Osmeriformes; Osmeridae. Gene Ontology annotation, molecular function: phosphatidate phosphatase activity. Gene Ontology annotation, cellular component: plasma membrane.